Adineta steineri is the source of this 1020-nucleotide messenger RNA. The record is from the annotation of a GenBank genome assembly. Lineage: Eukaryota; Metazoa; Rotifera; Eurotatoria; Adinetida; Adinetidae.
UUAUUUAGCAUCAAUAGAAGCACCUAUUUUUUCAUCAAAAUCAUGUUCUAUCCCAUCUGUAAAUGCAACAUGGAAUACACAAGGUACACUAUUUAUUAAUCGACAUGGUCGAUGUCUUUCAAAUGAAAAUGAAUUAUGUGGUCCAAGCGAUCUAUUUAUUGAUAAUAUUCAUGAUACUCUCUAUGUUGUUGAUACGAAUAAUGAUCGAAUACUAAAAUAUUUGUUAAAUGAAAUCUAUGACACAGAAGUAGGUGCAACUGGUAUUACUGUUGCUAAUCAAGAUCUUAUUUCACCACAAUCUAUUUUUGUUGAUACUAAUACAGAGGAUAUGUAUAUUAUAGAUUUUGGUCAAAAAUACGCACGUAGAUUACAAUAUCAUGCAUCUUAUCGAAUUCAUUUAUGGAAGAAAAAUGAAAAUGAUGGAAAAAUUUUAAUAAGUGAAGAAGGUGAAUAUUUAUUUGGGCAAGCUCGCCCUCAUCUUACAUUGGAUAAAGAAAUGAAUAUAUAUAUUGGAACAAGAUUUUAUAUUAGGAAGUGGUUAGCAUCAACAGAUUAUAUGGAAAAAAUUUUUCUCGCUGGAAAAAAUCAGUACAAUCCAAACCAAAUGACUGAUUUAUUCGAUCCAGUGGGGUUUGUUGUUACCGAUGAUUUGACAUUAUAUAUAGCUGACUGGAACAAUAAACGUAUUCAAAAAUGGACAGCUAAUGCAACGGAAGGUACGACAGUCGUAGGAAAUUUAACGUAUGUUAUAGCAAUAACAAUGGAUUGUAAUGGAUAUCUUUAUUAUAUUGAUACAUAUAAGUAUACUAUUACUCAAUUAAAUAUAGUGACAAAUCAAAGUCGAAUUAUUGGUGGUUUUCAAGAUGAUUUAAAAAAACUUAUGCUUCAUUCGCCAACCGCAAUUCGAAUUGAUAAAUUUGGUAAUCUUUUUCUUCUCGAUGGUAACAAAGUAUAUAAGUUGUCUAUCGUGCAGAAAUAAUAUUUGAGUUAUUUUUUAUAAAUCUUCAUUUUCAUGAAUAA